AUGGAAGGAGCCCGGGUGCCAGAGCCGCUGCUGGUAGGGGAGCCCUCUACUGAUCAGGAACACCCGUUUUGGACUUUACACCAGCAAGAAAGCGUUUCCCAAAGUGUAUUCUGCGGAACUAGCACCUACUGUGUUCUCAACACCGUGCCACCUCUAGAAGAUGAUCAUGGGAACAGCAAUAGUAGUCAUGUAAAAAUCUUUUUACCGAAAAAGCUGCUUGAAUGUCUGCCGAAAUGUUCAAGUUUACCCAAAGAGAGGCACCGUUGGAACACUAAUGAGGAAAUUGCAGCUUAUUUAAUAACAUUUGAGAAACACGAAGAAUGGCUAACCACAUCCCCUAAGACAAGACCACAGAAUGGCUCAAUGAUCCUCUACAACAGGAAGAAGGUGAAAUACAGGAAGGAUGGGUAUUGCUGGAAAAAGAGGAAAGACGGGAAAACGACCAGAGAGGACCACAUGAAACUCAAGGUCCAGGGAGUGGAGUGCUUGUACGGCUGCUAUGUCCAUUCCUCCAUCAUCCCCACCUUCCACCGGAGGUGCUACUGGCUCCUUCAGAACCCCGACAUCGUCCUGGUGCACUAUCUGAACGUCCCAGCCAUCGAGGACUGCGGGAAGCCGUGUGGCCCCAUCCUCUGCUCCAUCAACACCGACAAGAAGGAGUGGGCGAAAUGGACAAAAGAGGAGCUCAUUGGGCAGCUGAAACCCAUGUUCCACGGCAUCAAGUGGACCUGCAGCAACGGAAACAGCAGCUCAGGCUUCUCCGUGGAGCAGCUGGUGCAGCAGAUUCUCGACAGUCACCAGACCAAGCCGCAGCCUCGGACCCACAACUGCCUCUGCACCGGCAGCUUGGGAGCGGGCAGCAGCGCUCACCACAAGUGCAACAGUGCCAAACACCGGAUCAUCUCGCCGAAGGUAGAGCCGCGGACAGGGGGGUACGGGAGCCACUCGGAGGUGCAGCACAAUGACGUGUCCGAGGGCAAGCAGGAGCACAGCCACAGCAAGGGCCCGAGCCGCGAGAAGAGGAACGGCAAGGUGGCCAAGCCCGUGCUGCUGCACCAAAACAGCACGGAGGUCUCGUCCACCAACCAGGUGGAGGUCCCCGACACCACCCAGAGCUCCCCCGUGUCCAUCAGCAGUGGGCUCAACAGCGACCCGGACAUGGUGGACAGCCCUGCGGUCACGGGCGUGUCCAGCAUGGCCGUGGCCUCCGUGAUGGGGAGCUUGUCCCAGAGCGCCACGGUGUUCAUGUCCGAGGUCACCAACGAGGCCGUGUACACCAUGUCCCCCACCACCGGCCCCAACCACCACCUCCUCUCGCCCGACGCCUCUCAGGGCCUCGUCCUGGCCGUGAGCUCCGACGGCCACAAGUUCGCCUUCCCCACCACGGGCGGCUCGGAAAGCCUGUCGAUGCUGCCCACCAACGUGUCCGAAGAGCUGGUCCUCUCCACCACCCUCGACGGUGGCCGGAAGAUCCCAGAAACCACCAUGAACUUCGACCCUGACUGCUUCCUCAAUAACCCAAAGCAGGGCCAGACGUACGGGGGCGGAGGCCUGAAAGCGGAGAUGGUCAGCACCAACGUGCGGCACUCGCCACCAGUGGAGAGGGGCUUCAGCUUCACCACCGUCCUCGCCAAGGAGAUUAAGACCGAGGACACGUCCUUCGAGCAGCAGAUGGCCAAAGAAGCGUACUCCUCCUCGGCGGCAGCCGCGGCCUCCAGCUCCCUCACCCUGAGCGCCGGCUCCAGCCUCCUGCCGUCGGGCGGCGGCCUGAGUCCCAGCACCACCCUGGAGCAGAUGGAUUUCAGUGCAAUAGACUCCAACAAGGACUACGCGUCCGGCUUCAGCCAGACGGGCCGCAGCCCCCACGUCCACCAGACCCCUUCCCCGAGCUUCUUCCUGCAGGACGCCAGCAAGCCCCUCCCCAUCGAGCAGAACGCCCACAGCAGCCUGAGCGAGUCCGGGGGCACUUUUGUGAUGCCCACGGUGAAAACGGAGGCCUCGUCACAAACCAGCUCCUGCAGCGGCCACGUGGAGACACGGAUAGAGUCUGCUUCCUCCCUCCACCUCAUGCAGUUCCAGGCCAACUUCCAGGCCAUGGCUGCGGAAGGGGAGGUCACCAUGGAGACCUCGCAGGUGGCCGAAGGGGGCGAGGGCCUCAUCAAGUCCGGGGAGCUGCAGGCCUGUAGCUCCGAACACUACCUGCAGCCCGAGACCACCGGGGUGAUCCGCAGCGCCGGCGGGGUCCCCAUGCUCCCGGGCGGCGUGGUGCAGGGACUCUACCCGGUGGCGCAGCCGGGCCUCGCCAACGCCUCCAGCAUGGAGCUCAGCCUGGACCACUUUGACAUCUCCUUCAGCGGCCAGUUCUCCGACCUGAUCAACGACUUCAUCUCCGUGGAGGGGGGCGGCGGCACCAUCUAUGGGCACCAGCUGGUGUCGGGGGACGGCGCGGCGCUCUCCCAGUCGGAAGACGGGGCCCGCGCCCCCUUCGCCCAGGCGGAGAUGUGCAUGCCCUGCUGUAGCCCCCAGCAGGGGAGCCUGCAGCUGACCAGUGCCGAGGGCGGGGCUGGCACCAUGGCCUACAUGCACGUGGCUGAGGUGGUCUCCACCACCCCAGCGCAGGGCACCCUGGGGAUGCUGCAGCACAGCGGACGGGUGUUCAUGGUGACCGACUACUCCCCGGAGUGGUCUUACCCAGAGGGAGGAGUGAAGGUUCUCAUCACAGGCCCAUGGCAAGAAGCCAGCAAUAACUACAGCUGCCUGUUUGACCAGAUCUCAGUGCCUGCGUCCUUGAUUCAGCCCGGGGUCCUACGCUGCUACUGCCCAGCCCAUGACACUGGUCUUGUGACCCUACAAGUUGCCUUCAACAACCAGAUCAUCUCCAACUCAGUGGUGUUUGAGUACAAAGCCCGGGCCCUGCCCACGCUCCCUUCCUCCCAGCAUGACUGGCUGUCAUUGGACGAUAACCAGUUCAGGAUGUCCAUCCUAGAACGUCUGGAGCAGAUGGAGAGGAGGAUGGCGGAGAUGACGGGGUCCCAGCAGCACAAACAGGGGAGCGGAGGAGGCAGCAGCGGAGGGGGAAACGGGAGUGGGAACGGAGGAAGCCAGGCUCAGUGUGCCUCUGGCCCCGGGACGCUGGGCAGCUGCUUCGAGAGCCGUGUGGUUGUCGUGUGUGAGAAGAUGAUGAGCCGUGCCUGCUGGGCCAAGUCCAAGCACUUGAUCCACUCAAAGACUUUCCGGGGAAUGACCCUCUUGCACCUGGCUGCUGCCCAGGGCUACGCCACCCUCAUCCAGACCCUCAUCAAAUGGCGCACAAAGCACGCAGAUAGCAUCGAUUUGGAGCUGGAAGUUGACCCCUUGAAUGUGGACCACUUCUCCUGUACUCCUCUGAUGUGGGCGUGUGCUCUCGGGCACUUAGAGGCUGCUGUCGUGCUGUACAAGUGGGACCGUCGGGCCAUCUCCAUUCCGGACUCUCUAGGAAGGCUGCCUUUGGGGAUCGCCAGGUCGAGGGGUCAUGUGAAAUUAGCGGAGUGUCUGGAGCACUUGCAGAGAGAUGAGCAGGCUCAGCUUGGACAGAACCCCAGAAUCCACUGUCCUCCGAGCGAAGAGCCCAAUACAGAGAGCUGGAUGACCCAGUGGCACAGUGAAGCCAUCCACUCACCGGAAGUACCCAAAGGAGUCACCGUCAUUGCAAGUACCAAUCCAGAGCUGAGAAGACCUCGUUCUGAACCCUCUAAUUACUACAGCAGUGAGAGCCACAAAGAUUAUCCAGCUCCCAAAAAGCAUAAAUUGAACCCUGAGUCCUUCCAGGCAAGGCAGCAGAAACUGCUCUCCACUGCACUGAGUCUGGAACAGCCAAAUAUCAGGAAGCAGAGCCCUAGUUCUAAGCAGUGUGUCCCUGAGACAAUCAGCCCCAGUGAAGGAGUGAGGGACCGCGUCCGGGAAACCUCCCCUCCCGUUCCAGAGACUGCACGACUCCAAGCCUCUGGAUCUCAGCCUGUAGUAAAGUGGAGUCCCAAAGAUCUUUACAUUGGUGUGUCUACAGUACAGGUGACUGGAAAUCCGAAGGGGACCAGUGUAGGAAAGGAUGCCGCACCUUCACAGGUGCGUCCACGGGAACCAAUGAGUGUCCUGAUGAUGGCUAACAGAGAGGUGGUGAAUACAGACAUGGGGCCCUACCGUGAUAGUGCAGAGAGCGAGGAGUGCACACAGCCCAUGGAUGACAUCCAGGUGAACAUGAUGACCUUGGCAGAGCACAUCAUCGAAGCCACACCUGAUCGAAUCAAGCAGGAGAGUUUUGUGCCCACGGAGCCCUCGGCUUUGGAAAGAACAGACACUGCCACCAUCAGCAGUACCAUGAGCUGGCUGGCCAGUUACCUGGCCGAUGUCGAUCGUCUGCCAAGCGCUGCCCAGAUCAGAAGUGCAUAUAACGAGCCUCUAACCCCUUCUUCUAAUACCAGCUUGAGCCCUGUCGGCUCCCCAGUCAGUGAAAUAGCUUUCGAGAAACCCAGCCUUCCCUCAGCAGCAGAUUGGUCUGAAUUCCUGAGCGCGUCUACCAGUGAGAAGGUAGAGAAUGAAUUUGCUCAGCUGACUCUGUCUGAUCACGAGCAGAGAGAACUCUAUGAAGCUGCCAGGCUUGUCCAGACCGCUUUCCGGAAAUACAAGGGCCGACCCUUGCGAGAACAGCAAGAAGUGGCUGCUGCCGUCAUUCAGCGUUGUUACAGGAAAUACAAACAGCUGACAUGGAUAGCCUUGAAGUAUGCACUUUAUAAAAAGAUGACACAGGCUGCCAUCCUAAUCCAGAGUAAAUUCCGAAGUUACUACGAACAAAAAAAAUUUCAGCAGAGCCGGCGUGCCGCUGUGCUGAUCCAGAAGUUUUACCGGAGUUAUAAGAAAUGUGGCAAAAGACGGCAGGCUCGCCGAACAGCUGUAAUUGUACAACAGAAACUCAGGAGCAGUUUGCUAACCAAAAAGCAGGACCAAGCUGCUCGAAAAAUAAUGAGGUUUCUACGCCGCUGCCGCCACAGAGUGAAAGAGUUGAGAAAGGCCAAGGAACUUGAAGACAUACAGCAGCAUCCCUUAGCAAUGUGA
Molecule: messenger RNA, 5088 nt
Organism: Puma concolor (puma)
Lineage: Eukaryota; Metazoa; Chordata; Mammalia; Carnivora; Felidae
Gene: CAMTA1
Product: calmodulin binding transcription activator 1
Biological process (GO): regulation of transcription by RNA polymerase II
Cellular component (GO): nucleus
Molecular function (GO): transcription coregulator activity; double-stranded DNA binding; protein binding
Source: RefSeq, a predicted model, not a curated record